AUACCUAAGAAAUUUUACCAAAAAAGGAUUUUCUUAAAGGAAAAAUCGAUUUUUUCUUUUUCAUUUAUUGGUUCCAUUUAACAUUACUUUUUGUUACUUGUUCUAAUCACAACGGAGGCACUUGAAGUUGCAGCACCACCACCGCUACCGCCACCACCUAUUUCUUCCGGCGGCAACACCUUCCACCGCCCCGAAUCGAUUGUCAUGGAUUCCGAUCCCAAACCUUCCACAUCACCAGCGCCAAACCCUAACCCUAGCAAGCCACCACCGUCGAAGGAACAACACCACCGAGACCUAUUGAACCACGUCGAAGCCUACCUCGCGAAGCGCGACGGCGUUGACAAGCUCCUCAAGAUUUCCCGUUACGCCACCAAGCUCAUCCUCGCCUCGUCGCUCCUUCAAUCCUCCGACAACCCCGCCCUCAACCACCGCCUCAAAUCCUUCGAAUCCAGCGUCGGCGUCAGCCGCAAGGCCUUCCGACUCGGCAAAUUCGUCCAAGACCUAAACGCUCUCCGAGCCUCCCACGUCCACUCCAACCGCCACCUCCUCUUCACCCUCCUCGCCUACGGCGGCGAAGGCUUCUACUACUUCGUCGAGCAGUUCGUCUGGCUCGCGAAAUCCGGCCUCAUCGAUCCCAAACACGCGCGCGCGUUCCAGAAAGUGAGCGCGUGGGCGGAGCUCGUCGGGUAUAUCGGGAGCGUGGCGCUCAAACUCACCGAUUUAAACACUAUUGCUGAGGAGGAGUCGUGUCUGGCGUCGAGCGUGGAGAUCUCGCGCUUGAGAGGGGUUGGGUGCGUGGAAGAAGAUUACCGGUUGCGGAAGUUGAGAGAGAAGAAAAUAAUGAAGAGGCUUUCGGUUGUUCAGGAUUUGGCCGAUGCGGUUAUGGCUGUGGACGAUAUUUUGGAUGGGAAUGGACCGUUUUCGAAACCGGUUUUCAUGGCUUCCGCAGGGCUUUUGUCUGCACUCAUUAGCACUCACAAGAAUUGGGUCUCUUGCUGAAUUUCUCACAGCUUCUUUUCAUGGAUAAAAAGUCAUGUAGGAAUGCAUUUUCAUGCCACUUUAUCCCUGUCGAGAUGCAUUGGCUAUAUAAAACUCUUGGAUCGAUGAAUUUAGAUAGUUUGCAGGAAGUCUCUGGUACAAGCAUGAUUGCCACCAUUGUAUACACACAAAAACCUAGAUGAACUAGCAAGAUUUGUCUCGUCACAAAUUUCUUCAAAAUGCUUCAUAGUAUGCUUGGAUGUGGUUACUUAAGAGAGUUAGUCAUUUAUUUGGUGAAUUUUAAAAUUUUUAAAAGCUAAAUGAGUUAUUUGGAUGAGAAAACUAAAAAUUUAGGAAUUUUAUGAAGUAUUUCAAAUAACUAAAAUAAUUAAAUUUGAAAUUUACUACAAAAAGAGGAAAUUGAAAUUCUACAACUACUUACUCCCUCUCUAAUAGAAUAGAGAUGUCAAUUUGAUCCAUGACCCAUGGGUCAGUUCCAACCCACUCUCGAAUAAGCUACCAUUUUAUUGAUUCACUAAAUGAUGGGUCACACAAAGUCUCAAUUGUAAAGCUUUUCUUAAAAUGGGUUAGGGUAAGGGUCAAAAAGUAGGUUGGGUAACACUAGAUGUAAGUGGUAGGGACGUCAAGUUUUUGAAAGGUUGACCAUUACAUGAUGACAUCGACCUUGAUCGAUGAGGACUUUAUAGAUCCUCCGGCUAUGGUAGUCGCAAUGACGACUGGGUCGGGUUGGUCGAGUAGGUACAUAAGAUCGAAUACCCAGAAUAUUUGGGUCAAGAGGAAUACCCAAAGUAUUUGGGCCGGGUAGGGACAUGCACAAUUCCAAAACCACCUUUGGUUGUAAUUUAUAAGAAUUGUGUAAAUUAAAGUUGAAACAUCAAUAAUUAUGAAUA
Molecule: messenger RNA, 1889 nt
Organism: Vigna unguiculata (cowpea)
Lineage: Eukaryota; Viridiplantae; Streptophyta; Magnoliopsida; Fabales; Fabaceae
Gene: PEX11A
Product: peroxin 11A
Biological process (GO): peroxisome fission
Cellular component (GO): peroxisomal membrane
Source: RefSeq, a predicted model, not a curated record